This is a messenger RNA of Silurus meridionalis, 1648 nucleotides long. Its product is annotated as WW domain-binding protein 2-like. The transcript has 8 exons. NCBI's taxonomy places the organism in Eukaryota, Metazoa, Chordata, Actinopteri, Siluriformes, Siluridae. Gene Ontology annotation, biological process: positive regulation of DNA-templated transcription. Bases 120 to 911 code for a protein of 263 amino acids. Gene Ontology annotation, cellular component: nucleus. Gene Ontology annotation, molecular function: transcription coactivator activity; chromatin DNA binding. The record is from RefSeq and is a predicted model, not a curated record.
GAUCCGGAAGUGCGGGUGCACUGUUACAAAACCUCCACGUCCGGCGUGUUUGUCCGUUUUUAUGAGUGUGCCAGCAGGAUCUGCGUCACUGUCUGUUCGAGAAUACAGCGAAGAAUAGAAUGGCUUUAAACCAGAAUCACUCGGAGGCAGGGGGAGUCAUCAUCAACAACAGUGAGAGUGUCUUGAUGUCCUAUGAGAAUGUAGAGCUGAUGUUCAGCGAUGCAGACCUCCUGCCGGACCUGUUUAGGAAGAGCAGGAAGGGGAGUAUCUUUCUCACACCAUACAGGGUGAUCUUUGUGACAAAGGCAAAAGACGCUUUGCGGUCAUUCAUGAUGCCGUUCUACCUGAUGAAAGGCUGUGAGGUCAAACAACCUGUGCUUGGAGCCAACUACAUCAAGGGUACUGUCAGUGCUGAACCAGCAGGUGGGUGGGAAGGUUCUGCAAACUUUAAGCUUAUCUUUGUCUCUGGUGGAGCUAUUGAGUUUGGACAGACCAUGAUGCAGGUGGCUUCACAAGCCUCCAGUGGCCAGCCUGUGACCGCUAAUUUUAGCUGUCCAUACAUGGCUAACGAAGCAUACGCCUACCCACCCCCUCCUCCAGCCAAUGGCAUCUACUCCACCGGAACACCUACUCCUGGCUACUCGUACCCUCCUCCUCCACCCCCAGCUGCAUUCUAUCCCAAUCUGAUGGGUUUUGAUGGAGCUGCAGCCUACGUGCCGCCUCCACCUUAUUCUGCCUCGGUGGCCCAAGCCCCUCUAGAUCCUGACCUACCACGUACAUCUGCAGCGGAGGCUAAAGCAGCAGAAGCAGCAGCCAGUACAAACACUGCUCCUCUUGCUUCUCCUCACGUUUACCUGCCAGAGGACAAGCCACCACCUUACUCACCUCCUGAAGACAAGAAGAAUCAGUAAAUGUCACACCAGCGAUCCCAAAGCCAUUCUUCAAACUCUUCUCAAUGCUCUUUCUUUCUCUCACACACUUUCUGAGCAGCAUUUAAUUUAAAUAACUAAUAUCCAUACCAGGAGUCUAUUGCAAUGAGAAGAAAAGUGUGGCAGUAUUGAAGAAAAGAGAAGAAAAAGCACAAAAACAAUGUGAAUAAGAAGGAAUGAAACGUUUUACGGAAGCCACAACAUUAACAACAAAGUUUUCCUAUCGGUAUAUUUUACAUUGCUAAAGCCUCGAGUGCAUAUUGGUCUCAUGAUUUAAGUUUGUUUUUUGUUGUUUUUGGUGAGGCUGGCCUGGUUGGGCACGUUUCAUAAGAUACAGAGCCAGCACAAUUGGAUCGCCCGUGUGAUUAGAAAUAUUAAUGAUAGCUGUGUACUCAUUCAGGCAUCAUACUAUAGAUCCUUCCCUGUAUCUCGAAUGUGUUUUAAAAGGCACCUUGGUGUACCUGUGGCUCUGCUGUCCCUGUGCUACUCGUGUCCGUGUGGUUCGCUGGAGCAUGACUCGUAUGACACUGCAUUUGACCUAUUUUGUCAUGCAUCAGUCUCAGAGUAACAUCUCUCCCACAAAUGUUUCUCGCAGUAACACACUUCUCACUUUAUUUAUCCGGGUUAUAAAAUGUGUAACCAUCCAAGCAUGCUCUCUGCUGUGAAGUCUGACAUAACAGAUGUAUUUUAUUUAAUUAAAACAUGUACCAGUUUAAAGA